UUUGUGAUCAAUUGGUUUAUUGCCCUCUAUGUCGCAGCGUCGGCGUGUUACGGGUACGACGAGCAGAGCGAAUUCCUAGCAGCAGCAAGUCAGGACGUGCUGUGGCAAGGCGGCAGCGCUUGCGGGAAGCGGUACAAGGUGACAUGCUUGAGCGGGACGAAUCUCGGCGUUGCGGUUCCGUGCAAGGCAGGCCGGAGCGUGACGGUGACGAUCGUCGACCUGUGCCCUACCGGCUGCCGAGGCACCAUCGACUUGUCGGCGGCGUCUUUCGCCGAAAUUGCCGAUCCCGACGAAGGCGGAAUUAACAUCUCCUAUGAAGAGUAG
Linum tenue is the source of this 324-nucleotide messenger RNA. The record is from the annotation of a GenBank genome assembly. Lineage: Eukaryota; Viridiplantae; Streptophyta; Magnoliopsida; Malpighiales; Linaceae.